AUGUUAUUUGACACAGUUGAUGUUGCGUAUAACUUUUACAAAGCUUAUGCAGAUGCUGGAGGUUGGAUAGUUAGGAAGGGCACACAUCAUGAAAAUCGUGGUAUUAUAAUAAAUAAGUAUUUUUUCUGUUCAAAAGAGGGCCACAAAGAGUUUCGGCCGGUGGAUACUUCUGCCGAACAGCCUCCUGACAGGUGGGUACGCAGGGUACUAGCCAAAAGGACUGGAUGCCAAGCGAUGAUCAGAAUAACGCUGAAUGAUGCCAAGAAGUAUGAGCUAUAUCAUUUCACAGAGGCGCACAACCAUGAUUUUGUGCAUGAAGAAGAUUUACAUUUUCUUAAGGAAAACCGAGGGGUUAAUCGUGCGCACGAAGAUAUGAUAAAUAAGAUGUCAAAGCUUAACAUUGGUCUUAUUCGAGCAUUUAAUAUUAUGAUGGAGGUGUGUGGCGGGUUCGAUAAAGUUGGGGCGACCAAAGUUGAUUUCAAAAAUUUCAAAAAAGAAUUAAAUUUGUUCAUCGUAGAGUUUGAUGCUGAAAUGUUUGUCAAGCGAUUAAUGAGGAAAAAAGAGUUUUUACCGAACUUUUCUUGCGAAUAUCAAACGGCGGACGAAGGUUUGUUGAAGUGUAUUUUCUUGGCUGACGAGGACAUGAAGAGGAAUUUUUAUAUGUUUGGAGACGUUGUAUCCUUUGAUGCUACCUACAAGCGGAACGAGUAUAACAUGAUGUUUGUCCUGUUCAUUGGGAAUGAUAAUCUCAAUAGGAACGUCACACCUGGUGUUACCAUUCUUGGUUCCGAAAUGACGAGGACGUAUAGUUGGUUACUUAAGGUGUUCAAGGACGCAUAUGGGUACGCGCCCCCCGUAAUCGUUACUGACCAAGACCUUGCGAUGAAACGGGCUAUUGUGGAUGUUUAG
Messenger RNA from Helianthus annuus (common sunflower), 909 nucleotides. Its product is annotated as protein FAR1-RELATED SEQUENCE 5-like. The transcript is spliced from 2 exons. Gene Ontology annotation, biological process: regulation of DNA-templated transcription. Bases 1 to 909 code for a protein of 302 amino acids. The record is from RefSeq and is a predicted model, not a curated record. NCBI's taxonomy places the organism in Eukaryota, Viridiplantae, Streptophyta, Magnoliopsida, Asterales, Asteraceae.